This is a messenger RNA of Neofelis nebulosa (Clouded leopard), 2721 nucleotides long. RefSeq names its product SH3 domain binding protein 1 (gene SH3BP1). Gene Ontology annotation, biological process: positive regulation of GTPase activity; regulation of Rac protein signal transduction; regulation of actin cytoskeleton organization. The record is from RefSeq and is a predicted model, not a curated record. Bases 285 to 2360 code for a protein of 691 amino acids. The transcript is spliced from 18 exons. NCBI's taxonomy places the organism in Eukaryota, Metazoa, Chordata, Mammalia, Carnivora, Felidae. Gene Ontology annotation, molecular function: GTPase activator activity; protein binding. Gene Ontology annotation, cellular component: cytosol; intracellular anatomical structure; cytoplasm.
GCCGGGGGGCCUGCGGGGGAGGGGGGGCCCGGAAGCCGGGGACGGGCGAGAAAACAAACUUGGAGAGAGGAGUGACCUGGGGGCUGGGGGCGGAGUCGCGCGCGGAGGAGGAGGGAGCGAGCGGCCGCCGGAGCGCGGCUGGCCCAGGAAGCGGAGAGCGCCGCCCACCCAUCCGGGGAGAGAGCGGCACUGCGGGCGCAGGCAGGCUGGGCCGGGGGCUGCCGGGCCCUCGCCCCCCCCCCGCCCCCCGACCGUGACCCCGCGGCCCCCAGCCCGCGCCCAAGAUGAUGAAGAGGCAGCUGCAUCGCAUGCGGCAGCUGGCCCAGACGGGCAGCUUGGGACGCACCCCGGAGACUGCCGAGUUCCUGGGGGAGGAUCUGCACCAGGUGGAGCAGCGGUUGGAGCCAGCCAAGCGGGCGGCCCACAAUGUCCACAAACGGCUGCAGGCCUGUCUGCAGGGCCAGAGCGGGGCAGACAUGGACAAGCGGGUGAAGAAGCUCCCCCUCAUGGCUCUGUCCACCACAAUGGCCGAGAGCUUCAAGGAGCUGGACCCUGAUUCCAGCAUGGGGAAGGCCUUAGAGAUGAGCUGUGCCAUUCAGAACCAGCUGGCCCGCAUUCUGGCCGAGUUUGAGAUGACCCUGGAGAGGGAUGUCCUGCAGCCGCUCAGCAGGCUGAGUGAGGAGGAGCUGCCGGCCAUCCUCAAGCACAAGAAAAGCCUGCAGAAGCUGGUGUCUGACUGGAACACCCUGAAGAGCAGGCUCACUCAGGCAGCCAAGAACUCGGGCGGCGGUCAGGGCCUGGGCGGUGGCCCCGGCAGUUACAGCCACACUGCCACCGCCACCAAAGUGGAGACGCUGAAGGAGGAGGAGGAGGAACUGAAGAGGAAGGUGGAACAGUGCAAGGACGAGUACUUGGCCGACCUUUACCACUUCGCCACCAAGGAGGACACAUAUGCCAACCACUUCAUCCACCUCAUGGAGAUCCAAGCUGAUUACCAUCGCAAGUCUCUGAGCUCACUGGACACGGCCCUGGCUGAGCUGAGGGAGAACCACAGCCAAGCAGACCCCUCCCCCUCGAUGACGGCCGCCCCCUUCUUCAGGGUGUAUGGGGUGUCACUGGGAACCCAUUUGCAAGAGCUGGGCCGGGACAUCGCCCUGCCCAUCGAGGCCUGCGUCAUGAUGCUGCUUUCUGAGGGCAUGAAGGAAGAGGGCCUCUUCCGCCUGGCCGCUGGGGCCUCGGUGCUGAAACGUCUCAAGCAGACCAUGGCCUCGGACCCGCGCGGCCUGCAGGAGUUCUGCUCCGACCCCCACGCCGUGGCAGGUGCCCUCAAGUCCUAUCUGCGGGAGCUGCCAGAGCCCUUGAUGACCUUUGACCUCUAUGACGAUUGGAUGAGGGCAGCCAGUCUGAAGGAGCCAGGAGCCCGGCUGGAGGCCCUCCAGGAAGUGUGCAGCCGCCUCCCCCAGGACAACCUCAGCAACCUCAGGUACCUGAUGAAGUUCCUGGCACGGCUGGCUGAGGAGCAGGAGGUGAAUAAAAUGACGCCCAGCAACAUUGCCAUCGUCCUGGGGCCCAACCUGCUGUGGCCUCCCGAGAAAGAAGGGGACCAGGCCCAGCUGGACGCAGCCUCAGUGUCCUCCAUCCAGGUGGUGGGCGUGGUCGAGGCUCUGAUACAGAACGCGGACACCCUCUUCCCGGGAGACGUCAACUUCAACGUGUCAGGCCUGUUCUCAGCCCCUGUCCCCCAGGACAAGGUCAGCAACAGGCCAGCUUCUGAGGAGCUUCCAACGAUCGCUGUGUCCACACCCGCUCCAGCCCCAGCCCCUGCCCCGGCCUCAGCGGCUGCCAGGGAAAGGAUAGAGUCCGAGGCGCCCCCCAGACCAGCCUCUCCCAAGGUCAGUAGGAGCCCCUCGGAGGCAGCCACUCCAGGGGAGGACAUGGCUCGAAAGACUAAGCGCCCAGCGCCAGCCCGGCCCACCAUGCCGCCCCCCCAGGUCUCCAGCCCGCGCUCCUCCCCUCCAGCCCCACCCCCGCCCCCUGGCUCUGGCAGCCCUGUGACCCCCCAGGCCCUGCCCCGCCGUCUGGUCGGCAGCAGCCUCCGGGCCCCCACGGUGCCACCCCCCUUGCCCCCCAACCCCCCGCAGCCCGCCCGACGCCAGAGCCGGCGUUCGCCAGCCUCCCCCAGCCCGGCCUCCCCGGGGCCGGCCUCCCCUAGCGCAGUGUCUCUGAGCAUGCCUGUGCAGGUGGACCUAGGGGUGGCCACAGAGGAGGGACGGGCCCCUGAGGUUGUAGGCAGGGCCUCCACUCCCCCGGCCAUCCCCCCUCAACCCCGGCCCAGGAGCCUUGCCUCAGAGACCGACUGAGCUGGCGGUUUCCCCUGCAACAGUCAGCAUCUCCUCCCUCCCACCGGUCAACCCGGGACACAGCCCUCGCCCUUCCCAGGGCUGGGGGCCUCCAGCCUCUGCCUACAAGUGCCUCGGUGCCCGCUGGGUCGGCCCCCCUGGCAAGGAGGACUCAGGCUAGUCCUCCACUUCCAGACCUUUUCCUCCUGAAUCCACACUGGGCUUGGGGGCCCCUCACCCGACUCCCAGCUCUCUGGCAGGGUCCCAGGGGAGCCGCCGGAAGGAAGGAGGGGCCUGCCCGCCCCUACAGGACUCUUAUUUGUCUCUUGCCAACAUAUUUUUUUGUAAGGCUGGUAAAUAAAUUAUUUUGGACAACACCAGA